AUGAGCCUAGCUUCAGAUCAAGUACCAUAUGACUCCAAGACUCAGAAAUUGAGGUCUAAAUUAAAGCUUUUCAACAAACUUAAUGAGCAGACAGAAGAGUCACACCCCUUACAAACCACUAUAAGCCUCAAAUUAUCCAAAUCCCUCAACGGAAGUCCCAUCACGACGCAUCUGCCUUCGUUCAGUUCGCUACCAUAUGCCAAUACUCAAACGCAGACCAAUAAUCCUCCUAUUUCAGAGAUUUAUUCGCACCCACAUAAAUUGAAUUUCCGACUUCGCUCCAACUCGCUUCCCAACUUCAACAACCACUUCCAAAGCAAACUCAGCCGUCUGAACCCUCGCCGUCGACCGAGCCAAAUGUCUAGCAAUGGGCAAAGUUAUUCUUCGUACUCAUUGGUCCAAGAAAAUCCAACCACAACUCCAAGUGACUUGAGUUCCGGUCAUUCACCGACCUCUUCUGGCGAUCGUAGGAACCGCUACAGUCCUUUUAACAGCGACGACAGUGACAGUAUUAUGCUGGACAACGAUAAUGACCUCGAUUCCAGUCACUACCAGCAACAAGAUGCAGAGCUUAGAGAUUUUUUAAAAUCGCCAUCCCCAAACGUUCAUUCUAGUGUGAGCACAAGAUAUUUCACAGCGUAUUCUACAGCAUCGAGCGUAUCCAAUUACAAGGAUGAUGAACUUAUUAUGAUUCCGCCGCUUCCCCCGGCCACGACCCAAACUUAUAGACCUUCACUUUCUUCAGGAUCGUCCUUUGGAUCGAUUCCAGAAAACGAUAACGACAUUCACGAAAGCGAAAACGAAAAUGAGAAUGUAGACAAUGCAAUCGAGAUGCCCAUUACGACUGCACUGGUUGUACGUGAAAAUGGAAAAUUAACCCAUUGCUUGUCUUCUACAUCUGUUCACUCGUCAAUGGCUAGCAACGUCGCUGACUUCAAUACCAACAAGAAAAUCAGCAGCUCAGUACAAAAGCAAUCACCGAAGCUGCAGGAGGAGGACAACGUAGAUCGUUUGGCCAACUCUAUUCUCAAGGUGAUCAAUAUCGAAGACAAGGAAAUAAAGUGGGGCAUUUAG
This is a messenger RNA of Scheffersomyces stipitis CBS 6054, 1074 nucleotides long. RefSeq lists its product as uncharacterized. The record is from RefSeq and is a predicted model, not a curated record. Bases 1 to 1074 code for a protein of 357 amino acids. The transcript has a single exon. NCBI's taxonomy places the organism in Eukaryota, Fungi, Ascomycota, Pichiomycetes, Serinales, Debaryomycetaceae.